Molecule: messenger RNA, 331 nt
Organism: Ostrinia furnacalis (Asian corn borer)
Lineage: Eukaryota; Metazoa; Arthropoda; Insecta; Lepidoptera; Crambidae
Product: cecropin-like
Exons: 2
Coding region: 95-289 (64 amino acids)
Biological process (GO): antibacterial humoral response; defense response to Gram-positive bacterium; defense response to Gram-negative bacterium
Cellular component (GO): extracellular region
Source: RefSeq, a predicted model, not a curated record
AAGCAAACGCUGUAGUGCAUCAUUCAAAACAAAACACAGCGUUCGACUGUUCGAAAGAAUUCGAAGUUUGAAUUUAAACUUUUUAAUCGUAAACAUGAACUUCGCAAAGGUUUUCUUCUUCGUCUUCGCUCUGUUCCUGGCCAUGAGCACUGUUUCUGCAGCGCCCAAGUGGAAGAUUUUCAAGAAGCUUGAGAAAGUCGGCAGAAACGUCAGGGAUGGCAUCAUCAAGGCAGCACCAGCUGUCCAAACGAUCGGACAAGCGGCCACCAUCUACAGGGGCGGGAAAUAAACUAAAUUACAAACCUCCUUUCUCAAUUACGUUGCAAAAAAA